AUGGCCGUGUCCCGCCGCGUCGUCCUGCUCCUCGUCGUCCUCACGGGGGCCGCCGCGGUGGCCGCCGCGUCCUCGCCCACCACCGGGGCCUCCGCUCCCGACGAUGCCGACACCAAGCCGAGCAUCCUGACGCCCAUCGCGCACACCCCCGUGGGAUCCUUCGAGGGCGCCGAUGGACCCGUCGCCGACGACGCCAUUGACGACGAUAACGCGGCGCCCGUGGGCUCGCCCAUCGGCACCACCAUGACGGAGCCCGAGCCGGAGCUCGCGCCCCCGGGGCCUCCCGAUAGCAGCAGCGCCACCGCUGCCUCCGUACGCGACCCAGCCGCUGCUGCUGCGGUUGCCGGCGCCGCUCUGGCGGCCGCCGGCGCCAUCUUUGCCUUCUGA
Molecule: messenger RNA, 387 nt
Organism: Miscanthus lutarioriparius
Lineage: Eukaryota; Viridiplantae; Streptophyta; Magnoliopsida; Poales; Poaceae
Source: the annotation of a GenBank genome assembly